This is a messenger RNA of Dioscorea cayenensis subsp. rotundata (Guinea yam), 1325 nucleotides long. Its product is annotated as phenylacetaldehyde reductase-like. Gene Ontology annotation, molecular function: oxidoreductase activity, acting on the CH-OH group of donors, NAD or NADP as acceptor. Lineage: Eukaryota; Viridiplantae; Streptophyta; Magnoliopsida; Dioscoreales; Dioscoreaceae. The record is from RefSeq and is a predicted model, not a curated record. The coding region runs from base 143 to 1111 and encodes 322 amino acids. The transcript has 7 exons.
CCUUUCUUCUCCAGCAGCUUGUUAUCAAAACGCACUCUCUCCCACUCCACCGCCCCCUUCUUCUCCAGCAGCUUCUUGUCGUGAUCGUGAUCGUGAUCGUGAUCGAGAGAAAGAGAGAGAGAGAGAGAGAGAGAGAGGGAAGAUGAGUGGGAUGGUGGUGUGCGUGACGGGGGCCUCCGGCUUCAUCGCUUCAUGGUUGGUGAAGCUCCUCCUAGAUCGCGGCUACACCAUCAAGGCCACCGUUCGUGAUCUCGGUGAUCCCAAGAAGACAGAGCACUUGCGUGCUCUAGAUGGAGCCAGUGAGCGCCUUAAGCUAUUCAAAGCAAAUUUACAGGAAGAGGGCUCAUUUGAUGUUGCUGUUGAUGGAUGUGAAUGUGUUUUCCAUACAGCUUCUCCUUGCUUUGUUAAUUCUACAGAUCCACAGGCUGAGUUAAUUGAUCCUGCGGUGAAGGGUACCCUCAAUGUUUUAGGCUCUUGUGUUAAAUUUCCUUCCAUCAAAAGGGUGGUUGUAACAUCAUCCGUGGCAGCUGUUAAUUUUAAUGGUAGACCACGCACUCCUAAUGUGAUUGUUGAUGAGACAUGGUUUUCUGCUGCAGAGUUUUGUGAGCGUGCAAAGUUGUGGUAUCCACUAUCGAAGACCCUUGCAGAGGAGUGUGCUUGGAAGUUUUCAAAGGAUAAUGGUAUCGAUUUAGUAAUAAUUAAUCCAUCGAUGGUGAUUGGUCCUAUUCUGCAGCCAACUUUAAACACAAGUGUUGCUAUAAUCUUGAACUUGAUAAAUGGUGCUUCGACUUAUCCCAAUUCAACCUAUGGAAUUGUAAAUGUUAAAGAUGUUGCAUUAGCACAUGUCCUGGCAUUUGAGGUUCCAUCGGCAAAUGGAAGAUAUUGCUUAGCUGAAAGAGUUGCUCAUUUGUCGGAGCUUGUGAAAUUGAUUCAUGAACUAUAUCCAACUUUUCAGCUCCCUCAUAAGUGCGAGGAUGAACAGCCAUUUGUCCCUACAUAUCAGGUCUCAAAGGAGAAGGCAAAAAGCUUAGGUAUAGCUUACAUCCCUCUUGAGACAAGCUUGAAGGAGACUAUUGAAAGCUUGAAAGAGAAAGGGUUUGUCACUUUCUAAACAAUAAUGUCUGCCCUCCUUGGAUUGUAAACGUGUGUGUAUAUAGUUAUUGAUGGUGUUGUAGAACUCCACUAGUAUCUCAUUGUUGUUUGAGGUCAAUUACGGUGAGCUUGUUGUACAAAAUGUCCUUUAAAAUUGCUUCUUUUGUACAUAUAGAGAUGGGACCAAAUACACAGAUGCUUGUGUUAAAGCAACUUCUCAAAUUUUAUUUUUA